AUGUCUCAGUGGCAGAGCAAGAGAGCCCUACUGAAGGUGAUUGCAGAGGAGCUUGAGCUACCCCCGCAGGUGAUGGCACUCUUUGACCAGCAUGAUGAGGAGGAUGAUUUUGAUGGGGUGGAGCAGAGCGAUAGAGCUGUGAUUCCUUAUGUCAGAGCAGCGAUCAUGAAUGAACUUAUGGCUCGCAGAUUCCUUGUGGUUUUGCACAAUGGGAGUGGCAGCUAUAUCGAUCUGUGGGAGGCCGGUGUCCCUGUAAUGGGGCAAUUGGGCAGGAGGGUGUUGUGGACAUCCCGAGACAGGUUCUGGCAUCAUGCCAAAGAUGGGCAUGGAGACCUUUUUGUGUUGAAUAAUGUGGAGUCAGCUAAAUGGAGCCAUGCAGCUAUAUGUGUUAUUCCAUCACCAUUUCUUGAGGGAGAUGAAGUUGCUAUGUAUCAAGUCAUUAGGCAUGCUCUAUAUGCAGAGGCCGAGGAGGUUGCUAAGUACACAGGUGUCCCUGAACCUGACAUGAGCCCAAAAGUUGUCAUUGAAUGCAUCUUGUAUAGGGCACUGAAACACAAUGUGAGCAUCAACUGGGAGUCCCAUGGCUCUAACUAUUGGGUAUAUGAUGGGACUAUACAGGAAGGCACUGAUGGUGGUAGGUCAGCGUGGGAGAUCAGCGAUGCUUUGCAGAGGAACAUGAGCCUGGACUUUUGUAGUGAGUGUACUGAAGGAAUCUGUGAAGCGCUGAGUGGUGAACAGAAGAGGUGUAUCAAACGCUGGGUUUCAGUUACCAAUCAGAAUUCAACGGAAGUCCAAUUGACAUCUCAGGCAACAUCCUUCUUCUGUACAACAAGUGGACCAUCAAAUGAUCACAACAGAACCCGGCGGGUUCUAGAAGCAGGCAUGUUUGAGCAUUCAGAUAGAACGACCAAUCUGCGUGUGAUUCAUCUCUCCCACUGCACCUUCAGUUUUUUAUCUCCUCCCUUCGCGAGUUGCAGCAACCUAAGAUUCCUCCUGCUUGACCACUGCAAAAACAAUGACGCACAAGACCUUGGUGAAGAAAAGGAAUGGCAUCAUCAUAGAGACUAUAGUCAACAAAACGGCGGAGCAUGGUUCCAGAAUCUAUGGGUGCUAGAACUGAGUUAUACGGACUGGUACUGGCUGCUAUCGAAAGACGUGUUGGAUCUGAUGGUUGACCUCAGGGAGUUGAAUGUGAAAGGAGCUGGUAACCAGAGCAUGAUGCAUCUACAUCGUUGCAGUGGUUCCGGAAGCAACAGACGUAGGCUAAUCAAGCUUCGAGUGGUGGCCGAUAUUCCAAAUGAGGCUGCUCCGGACAAUGAUGAUGAUGAUGAUGGUACUAGUGGUAAAAGAAAUCAGCAAGUAUCUCCACCAGUGGUAGCAUCAUCGUUUUUCCCAGACCUGUCAAGUUGGCACAUCCUUAAGACAGUCAUCCUUGAUGGUUGUAGUGACCCGGAGCUAAUUGACUGCAACGCCCUACCCCUGUCACUAGAGUCAUUUACUUUGAUCAGCAGUGUCACUACCAGUAAUAAGAUAAAGAGGAUCUCCUUCCAGGGGCACACUAGAUUGAAGAGCCUAUUAUUGAGAGGGUUGUUUGGUAGGCUUGUGGAGCUGGACAUGUCUGGGAAGAAGGAAAAUCCAACAAACAAGAGGCUACUGCUAGUGACGGUUCAAGUAUUAGGUAUAGGGUCAUCAUCAGCAAUGGUGUGUGGCAAGGACGACCGAACAUUCAUCGACUCGGAUCCCUAUAUUUCCAUUAGGGAUCCAAUGCUUUUUCGUUCACUUGAAAGCUUGAGACAUGGAAAAUGGUUGCACGUGGAGAUUUCAUCUACUGGACCAGCAGGUCACAAAGGUACUGAUCAAGGAAUUAAUACUAGUGGUGGUUGUGGCACUGCUGCUGUAAAUGUGCACAAGCCAGGUGGAAGCUUGUACGCUGAUGACAUCAUCAUCAUUUCCACAUCUAAUGGCAGCAACUCGCAAGCUGAUGAUGAUGCCAAUAGAGAUGUCUUUAAGGCCGCCUUAGUGAUGAGGAGGAGCAAGUGGUUAUGGGGUUGCCCGCCUAUUCCUGAGGAUUCUGAUUGGGCUCACUGCUACAUUAGCAUACAAGAUGAGCCACAGACCGAACAGUUAAUAAAUAGAGCCACAACUCUACCAGCACUUGUGAGCAGGGAUGCUAAGACCUUGCACUUGCAUGAUAGCCUGUUCAUCAAAUGUCUCCCAGGGCCUGAACCUACUGCUGCUGAAGCAAAUUUGAAUUGGGAUGUACUAAAAUGGUGCCGAUUCGAGAGAUGCCCCAACUUGGAAGGCGUUGUUUUCACUACAAGCCAGACAGGACGCAAUAUUUUCUGGUAUCUGGAGACAUUCUGGGCAUCCCAACUCCCAAAGGCACGCUACAUCUGGGACUGGAGCACAACAUCCCGGUUUCGUCCUGGACAAAGUUCCUUUGAGCAUCUUUCAUUCUUACACCUAGAUUACUGUCCCAGGCUGGUACAUGUACUCCCUCUGUACACAGAAAAUACCAACGGAUGCCGUAGCUUGGAAACCCUGAGAUCGUGUGUUGCGGGUGAUAGAUCACAGUACUUCUAA
Miscanthus lutarioriparius is the source of this 2583-nucleotide messenger RNA. The record is from the annotation of a GenBank genome assembly. NCBI's taxonomy places the organism in Eukaryota, Viridiplantae, Streptophyta, Magnoliopsida, Poales, Poaceae.